This is a messenger RNA of Cygnus atratus (black swan), 945 nucleotides long. It is a transcript of the gene SPATA4, whose product is annotated as spermatogenesis associated 4. Gene Ontology annotation, biological process: negative regulation of execution phase of apoptosis; regulation of cytoskeleton organization. The record is from RefSeq and is a predicted model, not a curated record. Gene Ontology annotation, molecular function: microtubule binding. NCBI's taxonomy places the organism in Eukaryota, Metazoa, Chordata, Aves, Anseriformes, Anatidae. Gene Ontology annotation, cellular component: axoneme. The transcript is spliced from 5 exons.
AUGAGGCAAAUUUUAGCUAAUGUAUUAAAACAUGAGGAAUCAGACCUGAAACAAACACUGAACCAAGCCAGAACCCUGGCAAAGAAACUACUACAACACAGCCAGUCUUACAAGGAUCCUUCUUCGCCAGUUGCCAUACCUUUGUAUGAACAAAACAAAGGUGAAGUGCGGCCGCAAGGGGAACGGCGGGGCGAGGAGACCCGACCCGUUCCGCGCUGCUGGCAGCGCCAUAGCGCCGCCCGCCGCGCGGCCCCGCCAGUUGGGGCCGUUGCGGCAGUUGCCGUGAGGCGAGGAGAGGGGCUCGGCGCCGCCGUGGCUCCCCGUCAGCCUAGGCUGCCCCGCGCUGUGCUCCGCUGGCUGCAGAGCCUCGACCUCCCCGCCUGCCCCAGGCACUGCCGCAGGGAUUUCUCCAACGGGUACCUGGUGGCGGAGAUCCUGGCGCGCUACUUCCCCGCCGAGAUCCGGAGCCGCGCCUGCGGGACCGGCAGCUCGCUGACCGCCAAGCUGAGCAACUGGGCCCGGCUGCGGCGGUUUUUUGCAAAACACAACCUCAACGUGGCCCAGGAACUGAUAGAGGUAACAAUUCACUGCAAACCAGGAGCAGCAGAAAGGCUGGUGCAGGACAUCUACUCCAUGCUAACAAACAGAUGUAUUAAAAGCCUUCAAGACAGGGAGAUUGAUUUUACAGACUACUGUUACCAGACACAGUUACCAAUGGUUGCCAGAUCAACAGCUUCCAAGGUUAUCAAGAAUAACAUUAGGCUGACAGAAAUAAUGAUGGAACCCAGUGUUACCAUAAACAGACAGAAGGCUAAUGCCAUCAGUAAUAUGCACAUGAGAAUGAGAAUGUAAGAGAGGGAAGAGGAUCCACAUGAUAUUGAUACAAGAUCAGAACCCACAAAGUAUAACUACUACAUGGAAGUAUACGAAGAUAUGAAGACUUGA